This is a messenger RNA of Anopheles moucheti, 1029 nucleotides long. RefSeq lists its product as uncharacterized. Bases 169 to 642 code for a protein of 157 amino acids. The record is from RefSeq and is a predicted model, not a curated record. Lineage: Eukaryota; Metazoa; Arthropoda; Insecta; Diptera; Culicidae. The transcript has 2 exons.
AAUAAUUGUUCCGGUUUGGAAGGCAAAGAACAAAAUCAUCAGUACGCGUCGCCUAAUUAGCUGCUUAAUAUUGAGAAUAGUGACGAUCGUUCAAUCGUACCAUUCAAUACCAUUCUAUUGUGAUAACAAUGUUUCCAAGUUACAGAAGAAGUAUUUGUUACUGACGAAAUGCAGGAACUUGCGGUAGAUGACGAUGCGGUUGUAAUUGAAGAGAUUGUGUACGAUUCACAGGAUGCGCUUGAGUUUGAAGAAGCCGCAGCUACUGCCAGCAGCUCCAAAGGACAGCAACAAUCGUCCGCACAACCAAUCGCACCGGCACCACCACCCACUCAGAAGCGGAAGAAGCUAACGUUGGAAAAUAUGGACGGCUUAUUGGUAACGAUCUGCGCACUACAGAGAGACCACAACGAUUACUUUAACCGCUAUCAAAUGGAAUUCAUCGAGAAUGAGUUCGAAUCGUUCCGGGAGAAGGAAAAGGAACAUCUGCUACAACUCAAACUCGAGCUGGAGGUAUUCAAGCAGAAGUUUUUGACUCGAAUACAGAAGAUUGCUAGCGGUGAUGGAACAGUGGAUACGGGCGGUGAUGAACCGGUUGCAAGCGAAUCGAAACGACGCCGGGUUGCUGUUGCUAGACGAAAAUAGGCUAAGGUGUUUUGUUAGUUGCUAGUGGUAAUCGUUCGAACAACCAAACAGAGAUUGUAAUGAAAGUUUGGUCCAAGUAGUCGCACCAAGCUGUCAACGCCGUGUGUGCUGUGUGGAUAAACAAUCACUGUCAUCCCCUAACCAAAACAGGCUUAAACUGGUUGAAAACUUACCCGGAUGCUUAUAGGUUAUGUUUAAGGUGCAAAUUGUAUGCAUAAAUCGAAAGAAAUUCCCUAGAUGUCGGGAAGCGGUGUCUCAAAAAGCUUGUUGAGAAAAACAAUUACAAAACAAUUGAUCGGGACAGAUGUUCGAACCGGCACGAAGGGGCUCUUCAGGUGAACUAUUUGGAAAUUAACGAAAAACCUUAAUUAUGUUUGAAAACAAGUU